GAUCGCGACGGACGUCGCGUCGUCGCGGGCUCCUGAAACGCAGUUACCGCGAACCGCUGCUUGGCGAAAAAAGUGCGUGCGCGCGUGCCGCUCCACGAUCGAGGAUGCCAGUCGGGCCGUACGCCGUUGCCGUCGGCCCGAGAGUCGUCGUCGUCGCGUUGCUCCGAUGAGAGGACGUGAAGCAGAUCGGAAGUGCAGCGUCCGCGGAUGCAGCAGCCAACAUGGACUCUCACGUCGGUCUCGACUACAUCGUGGAUAAUCCUGAUUAUUGCGUCAAGCUCGCCUCGGCACUGGACACGGCAUGCCCGUCCGUGAAGAAGCAAGUCGUGGAGUUGCUGUCGGCGCUGUGCGUCUACAGCCAGGACGGCAGGCAGAGAGCCAUCGAUACUCUUCACACCUACCAGGAACGGAAAGGCGAGCGUUAUCGAUUGCGAGUCGUGGUCGACGAGCUGCAGAAAGCGACGGCCGAGGAUUACCAGACCGCGCUGCUGGCAUUCAUAAAUUGUUUGGUCAUCUCGACGCCGGUGCUCAAGGACCGCAUACGCAUUCGCAACGAGUUCAUCGGACUCAAGCUCCUGCCGAUCUUGAACGACCUGCGGAAGUGCCACGCGCCGGACGUGCGGGUGCAGCUGGGCGCCUUCGACGAUCAACGGGAGACCGACGAGGAGCUCACUAAUCACGGCCCACCCGGGAUCGAUCUCUCCUCUCACGUGGACGUCUUCUACGCCAUCCUCGGUCAAGUUGCAGACACUCCGCAGGAGAUACCGUUCCUGAGUGUCCUGCAGCAUCUGCUGCGGCUCGACCCGAAAGACGCCGCCAGCGAUCUGGCAUGGGACACCGCGGAGACUCUGGUGCACCGAGCCACGUUGCUGGAGAGUCGCGAGGACGCGACCAAGCUGCUGAGAUCGCCUAGCCUCCAGACGAAUCUAUGCUGUCACUGUCGCGGCGCCGACCAGACGUGCGGAACGUCGCGGAAAGCGUCGCUGCCAGCGAACAAUCCGACGCCACCCCAGCCGCCGCCGCCGCCACCCCCGGUCCCGGUGGCACUGACCCCGCCGGCACCGUCGAGCGGCGGCUUUGUCCUACCACCACCGCCUCCGCCGCCGCUCUUCGUCAACGUCGCCGCCUCUGAUGCCGCAAUGGAGCCUCCGAUGCCGCCACCCCUGCGCGUGCCCCCUGUCGCACGCGCACCCACCCCCGAGCCUCCCAACAAUCAUGCCAGGCUGCUACCGCAACAGGAGAUUCCCACCCCCAAGACGAAGAUGAAGACCAUCAACUGGAACAAGAUACCGAAUCACAAGGUGAUCGGCAAACGGAACAUCUGGUCCUUGGUGGCGAACGAACAUCAGAAUUCUCCGAUGGCAGACUUGGACUGGGCCGAAAUGGAGGGCCUGUUCUGCCAGCAGGCUCCGCCGAUGGUGCCACCGGCGACCUACGCCUCCUCGUGCGGCACCGGCGUCGACGCGGAGCGACGUCGUCGAGAACCGACGGAGAUCGCGUUACUCGAUGGGAAAAGAAGCCUGAACGUGAACAUCUUCCUGAAGCAAUUCCGAAGUUCAAACGAGGACAUAAUCCAACUGAUCAAAGACGGCGGCCACGACGACAUCGGCGCGGAGAAGCUACGCGGCCUCUUGAAGAUCCUGCCGGAGGUGGACGAGCUCGAGAUGCUCAAGAGCUUCGACGGCGACAGGUCGAAGCUCGGGAACGCCGAGAAGUUCUUUCUGCAGCUCAUUCAGGUGCCCAAUUACAAGCUGCGCAUCGAGUGCAUGUUGUUGAAGGAGGAGUUCGCCGCGAACAUGAGCUACUUGGAGCCGAGCAUCAACUCGAUGAUCCUCGCCGGCGAGGACCUCAUGACGAACAAGCCUCUGCAGGAGGUGCUGUACAUGGUCUUGGUCGCCGGGAACUUUCUCAAUUCUGGCGGCUACGCUGGCAAUGCGGCGGGCGUGAAGCUCUCCUCGUUGCAGAAGCUCACUGAGAUCCGCGCAAACAAGCCGGGGAUGAACUUGAUACAUUACGUGGCAUUGCAAGCCGAGAGAAAGCGGAAGGACUUGUUGAAUUUUGCGAAAGAUAUGACCGCCUUGGAAGCGGCGACAAAAACGACGAUCGAACAAUUAAACAACGAAUUCAACAGCCUGGACACGAAAAUCAAGAAGAUCAAGAGUCAGAUCCAGCUCUCUUCGACCGAAAGCGACAUACAGGAACAGAUGGCACAGUUUCUUCAGAUGGCCGAGCAAGAAAUGGCGCAGUUGAAGAGAGAUAUGGAGGAGCUCGAGGGAGUGAGACGAUCGCUCGCAGAGUUCUUCUGCGAGGACACGAAUGCGUUCAAAAUUGAGGAGUGUUUCAAAGUGUUCCAUCAAUUUUGCCAAAAGUUCAACCAGGCUGUCGCGGAGAACGAGAGGCGGCGCAUCCAGGAGGAGCAGGUCCUGGCGCGUCGCAAGCAGCGCGACGAGUUGCUAGCGAGAAAACGACCGCUGAACAAUCAAGCAGAGACACCGGGCUCGGAGUCGGAAUGCAACCUGAUGGACUAUGGACUUUUCGAUCUCCAUACCGGUUUACCUCAAAGAACUUACAGUCGUGGUGAAGCCAAGAUGAAACGAUUACAGAAUGGCGGUGUCACGUCGGACGAGGACGUUUCUGUCACGGGGUCGCCGAGCAUCCGACGUCGUUUAGGAUCCUGCUCCGGUGGUCCCGAUCACCAAUCUACCAAAGAAGACACAUAUUCGCCCGAUAUCACGCCUAACGGCACACUUCGCCGACGCAGGAGCAGGAUACCCUGCGAGGACGAUGACGGAAACCUGAUGGACUUCUUGCGCACCUCCGGCCAGGAUAACACGCGGGAGAGAAAGUCGUGGGGUAGUUUAGAUCGAUCGUGGGCGCGAAGAGCUCGAGGACAGUCACGAAGAGGGGAUCUUUUGAACGCCGAUUUUUCGGGCGACCGGGAACGACCGAGCUCGCCGUCUCCUCUCGCGGAGAGCAAGCCAUUCCUGCAGGAGGAGGAAGCCAAGCCGACUGGGAAAGCGUGGCGACAAAAGAUCGAGGCGUGGCUGUCGGAGAACGAGAAAGAGGAUCGCGCGGGCGAGCAGCUUCAGAGAAAAGCGAAGCAGCUGCACCAGGCGAACCGACGGUCCUUCGAAGACUCGGAAAGCGAAGGCAAAAGCUGCGCGACGAACACUUUGGCGGAAGAUCAAUCCAUGCACGAAGGGUUCUCCGAAGUUUACGACUGGCGGCCGUCCGUCGAGAAGACUGACGUCAUGCGCACGAUGGAAGCCAUUGAAGAAGCCCAACCGCUUUCGUCCCAGGACAAGUCACCCUGGCGAAAGUCGAGCUUAAACGUACCAAAUAGUAUGGAAGAGACUGAUCCACGUUAUUCCCGUAGACUUAGGUCCAGACUCAGCACAGAAAACACUCUCGGCCCGAGUACACUGCAGGCUAUCAGAGAGGAGGAUAGGAAGAAGAACAAGAUCACCGAUACGAUUAGCUCAGACAUGCAGGACGAACUGACGAUUUACCUCUGGCAACCUUACACUGGGUCGCAAGCACCGGCGACGCGGCGCUUCUCGAAGCUCAGCAAGAAGACUACCGACGAGGAGAGAAUCAGCGAUAAGAUCGAGAUCGAUUCGGACAACAUCGAGACGCCGCCGGCGACCAGACGGUUGUUCAGUCCGCCGAAGGAGGUAAAGCCCGUGGACAAGGAGCCCUGUAAGCGGGAACGUUGCAGCAGUUCCCUCCAGAGCCGAGAAACAAAGACUGCGAUAUUGAAGCCCGUCGGUCCCAGCACGGAUCUCGGUACCGGCAACUUCGACAGGUACUCAGCGACGCGGCGAACCCGCAGGUACAAGAAGACCCAAGACCCCGGGGACAAGGACAAGUCAGACGCGUCCAGCCCCGAGCUGGUGUACGACGAGAAACCGGCGCAACGACCCAGCACUCUGGCUCUCAACGACUCCGAGGCGAACAAAACAAGCAACGCCAAAGAAGAAGAGGAGGCGGAGCAGGAAGAAGAGGAGGACGUCAUGCUGCGCGUCUGGCAAGACAAACUGAAGCGACGCGGCGACGCGUCGUCGACGACGACGACGACGACGACGACAGCGUGCGACAUCGACGCUGCGCUGGCGGAGAUCGCGCGCUCCGGCGAGGAUCUUCAGCGUCUGUCGCGCUCGGCCACCGGCCACAGAAACUCGCGGCUGCCGGUCAGCCAGCCGCCGCCACCGGUAGUGGCGGUGACCAACACCGUGCUGAGUCCAGUGAUGCAGGAGUCGCGGCCCCGCGAGUCAGUCACGGUGCUCGCCGAGCGAGCGGUGACGAGUCGCGAGCGUCAUCGCAGCAUGAUCGACCCGAGUCAAGUGAAGGAGGCGGUUCGUCUGACCAGCAGCCCACCCGUCGUCCAGGUGAACCAGCAACCGGACCCCAGGACCUUCCAAAGAAACGGAAACUCUCCGCACGAUCGCAAGCACGAGCAGGAUCAGACGCGAGCGACAACGCGCGACAACGCGCCGGUCGGAAUUGCGGACCAAGAGGAGAGCGCUAACUUGUCGAGUAGUCUGAACAGCGGCGACCUUGAUCCUGAGAAGAAUAUGAUCGUUCUCCAGGCGGACAAGGACGAUUCUCGCGAUCGCGUGCUCGUGACGCGACAGAACUCCGUGUUCCGCGGCUCCAGGUACAUCCCCGACAUAAGCGUCACGUCCUCACUACCGUCAUGCGGCAAGGGCAGGGAGCAGGAGCUGAAUGACGAAGGCUUCGAGGAGACUCAGAGCCUCGUGUCAGAGACCCUGAGCCAGGAGACGUCCUCCGGCAACUACGAGACCGACACGCACGACUCGACGCGCUGCUCGCCGGCCGAAUUGGGUUACGGCGGUGAGAAACGUCGCCAUCGCGACGUCGACGACGACCUGGACGCUCGGCGGCGCUCGUCCGUCGACAAGCUGCCGAAGCCGCGGCCGGACAAGGUGUACGACAAGAGGGAGAGCGCGCCGCGCGGAAGGAACGUCCCGGAAAAGUCCAGUUUCCUGCCGAAACGCACGACAACCGGUGCGAAGCGCGAGACCACGUUGAGGAAGACCGAGUCCCUGAAGAGGACUGUGAACACCGCCCCGAGCAAGCCGACGUCCCGGAACGAGGUGGAGCGCUCGGGAUCACGCAGCAGCCUGCGCAGCUCGCGAAGCUCCUUGAACAGCGCGACGUCCGUCAACACGGUGCGCAACCUGGCGCCCAGCCAGCACGCGCACCUGCGCAACUACACCUCGGCAAUCCGCGCGCUCACCAACGACCUGAGGAAGAGCCCGUCGAGCAGCCCGUUGCCGCCGAAGGACGCGGCCGACAAGAGGCGACCGGGUCAGCCGCGCACCGGGGUCAGCAGGAUACCCGCCAGCAGGAGUAGCAGCAGCGGCAGCAGUGUCGGCCCGGCGGUGAAGAGUAUGCGGAAGACGCCGACGGUGACGCCCGACAUACCAAAAGUCACGAAGGGCCGACCGAUCGCCUCGCGCAGCAGCAGCAGCGGCAGCAGCGUCGGUCAGCAAUCCAUCGCGGGCGGCCGGCAGGUCGGUGACAAGACGGCCGCCACGAAGAGCAGGCUGGUGCAACCGCGAGCUGGCAGCAAGAGUCACAGCUUCAUGCGACCUACCGCCGCCAGCGUCAACAAGGGCUCCAUACCGAACCUGCCCAAGAGCAUGAAAGCUAUGGUCAAGUGAUAUCUCUUCUCGAUCAGAGGAGAAGAGUCGUCAUUUCACCGCAAUGCUAUCGCAACUCGUCCUCGAGAGCCGAUCCGAGUCGAUCCGGUUUAACAAGUAACGAGUAUCGCAACGCGAGCUCGCAGAAUUAAAGAGUCACUCUUGACGGUCACAGCUGAGAUAUUAAAACCGUAAGAGAUAUCGCGCUAAAGAGUUUGCGUUAUCGCGGAGGAUGAUGUAGCCGAUUAGCGAGAUUAGGUAACGAAUUAUCAAUAUUUUCUUCGCUUACUACGCAGUACGUCUCUCGUAGUGUAGAGGGACAAAAUAAGUAGAGACUAUACUUCUUCUCUGAUACGCGCGCUCUACCGCCACAUACAUACACCCACACAAACCCGCAUGGAGCGCAUACGCACCAAACAAUGCAAAUCCUCAGACCAGGGGAAAGUAAUAAUCAAAUAAUCAAAUCUAUUCGCAGCUUUACGCGACAACUACCAAGUUGUGACCAAGGAAACCUGAAGGAAUGCCCCCGAUCUUUUAUGUUUCGCGCCGACCAAAUUCCGGGAGUAGCUUCCUUUCGAUGUUUUAGAGCAUACAUAUAUAUAUUUAAAAUAUACUGUAACACACACACAUACAUAUUUGACUAAUGUGCAUAUCGAUAUAUAUAUUAUGUAAUUCUUACCGUUAACACGAAGAUAAUUGUAUCGUAGGAUAUACAUUCGACGCGCGCGCGCGCGCGCAAUAAAUUAACAAGUCACGAUAA
This is a messenger RNA of Harpegnathos saltator (Jerdon's jumping ant), 6426 nucleotides long. It is a transcript of the gene form3, whose product is annotated as FH2 domain-containing protein formin 3. The record is from RefSeq and is a predicted model, not a curated record. The transcript is spliced from 27 exons. The coding region runs from base 222 to 5687 and encodes 1821 amino acids. Gene Ontology annotation, molecular function: actin binding. Gene Ontology annotation, biological process: cellular component organization. Lineage: Eukaryota; Metazoa; Arthropoda; Insecta; Hymenoptera; Formicidae.